GGGCCUGGGGCGCCGUGCGCCGGAGCUUGUGGCGUCAAUGCGGCAGCUGUGUCCAUGGAGAGAGGCUGAGGUGGCCGAGUUCCGGCCCAAGGCACCGGGGCGCCGGGACGGCGAGGAUGUCGGCUUCGUUAGUCCGGGCCACUGUCCGGGCUGUGAGCAAGAGGAAGCUGCAGCCCACUCGGGCCGCCCUCACCCUGACACCUUCAGCAGUAAACAAGAUAAAACAGCUUCUUAAAGAUAAGCCUGAACACGUAGGUCUGAAAGUUGGUGUCCGAACCAGGGGUUGUAAUGGCCUUUCUUAUACUCUAGAAUAUACAAAGACAAAAGGAGAUUCUGAUGAAGAAGUUGUUCAAGACGGAGUCAGAGUGUUCAUCGAGAAGAAAGCACAACUGACACUUUUAGGAACAGAAAUGGACUAUGUUGAAGAUAAGUUAUCCAGUGAGUUUGUUUUCAAUAACCCAAACAUCAAAGGAACGUGUGGCUGUGGAGAAAGCUUUAAUAUUUGACUGCUCUGGCUGUGAGCUCCGGGAACACUCAUGGAAGUCCUAGGGCUUACUGAAGAAAUGAUGUGACUGUCGCGUGCUGAAAGGUUAUAAUGUAUGACUGCCUUAUGAGGAAAAUAAAAUGAUGCAUUUUGAAAGUGAA
Messenger RNA from Herpailurus yagouaroundi (jaguarundi), 645 nucleotides. It is a transcript of the gene ISCA1, whose product is annotated as iron-sulfur cluster assembly 1. Gene Ontology annotation, biological process: iron-sulfur cluster assembly. Gene Ontology annotation, cellular component: cytoplasm; mitochondrion. The record is from RefSeq and is a predicted model, not a curated record. Gene Ontology annotation, molecular function: 2 iron, 2 sulfur cluster binding. The transcript has 4 exons. Bases 117 to 506 code for a protein of 129 amino acids. Lineage: Eukaryota; Metazoa; Chordata; Mammalia; Carnivora; Felidae.